AUGAAAUCUCCCGCCCAAGAUUCCAAACCCCAAAAACCCCUUCAAAACGCCCCUUUCACCCGUUUGCCCACUUCAGAGACCCUUCAGCCCACCCCUAAUCCCGAUUCAGACUGAGAAGAGUUCCUCGGUCCGCCUGAACGCCAAACAAAUACUCUAUGUAAACUAAUCGAGCAGCUUCACAUCACCCAGCAUGAGACAGCCAGUUCUGAAGAAGAACCGAAGGUAACAAAGGAGAAAGGAAAUAGGUGAUUUUUGAAUGAGCUUGCGAGAUUAGAGGUUAUAAGAAAACAGAAGGAUCUGGGAUUCAAGAGCAUGUGCAAAUAGCAACUUAAAUGGGCUGGGAAAGAAGUCAGAGGAGGCUGGAAUAGCAGAAAGAUCUGGAGAUUCAGAACCCUUGAACAGGAAAAUGUCGAAUAACUACAAAGCCAUCCUUCUUGACAAGUUGUUAUAGAGUUCUCAUUGGACUCUACUGAAAAACUUCCUGAAAAUCCAACCACUUUAGUAUGUAAAGUGCCUGAUACGGAACCAAGAGAACUGGGGAAAAGAUGAUCGAGAAAGCAGCGAGAUUUUGACUACUAA
Molecule: messenger RNA, 579 nt
Organism: Moneuplotes crassus
Lineage: Eukaryota; Ciliophora; Spirotrichea; Euplotida; Euplotidae
Source: the annotation of a GenBank genome assembly